Klebsormidium nitens is the source of this 3498-nucleotide messenger RNA. The record is from the annotation of a GenBank genome assembly. NCBI's taxonomy places the organism in Eukaryota, Viridiplantae, Streptophyta, Klebsormidiophyceae, Klebsormidiales, Klebsormidiaceae.
AUGGGGGACUCCGCCCAACACUCCCCCAACUGCUUAAGCCUCCAACAACAGACAUAUGGCCUCCCAGAAGCCGUCUCCCCGCCAGAGUUCCAAGUCCUAGUGAGGAGCGCGCUUCUGCAGACUACUGUAAGGGGGCAGCGCGUCUUUCGAAGGAACGCAGGGAGCGUGUGCAGGCUGGCAAGAGAGGUGUGCGGGUCGGCAGGUCUUGACUGGUCAGAGGCUGCCUGGCAUGGGUCGCUGACCGCUGCAAUGAGCGGCCUGGAGGGGCUCACUAGCGUCCAAGAAUCGGCCAUGCUCGAGGGCUUCAGGCAAGUUAUUGCCUCGGCGGCUGCGGCCCACCUUGAGGGGCUGAAGCAGCCGGGUAAGGUGCGGGCCCGCAGAGCUAAACCCCAAAGCCCAAGCCCAAUCCCCCCGGGCAAGCACACCGGCAAUGAUUGCAACAAGCAGCUGGGGGCACGUUCAGACCCACAUACUCUUCACUGCGACGAGUGCGCUGCCACCACAGAGUUCGGGCUACGAGGAAGCAAGGACGGGGGGAAGGUCAAGUACUUUUGCAGAGGGCAUGUCGAGUCAAGUGGCUGCUUUCGUGUCGACAAAGAUCGCGCAGCAAAGCUUCUGGCGAUCGGUUGCGUGGAAAGCAACCCCGGACCUGUGCUGGACGAGGUGACUGCAGCUUCGGGCGAGACCCGGCCACGGGAUGUUGGCGGUCGGCCACCCAUCCAGAUUCCAUCUCUUCGGAAGGUUCAUCCGGCACCAUCCCAGGAUCAACCUAACGUCGAGCGCAUAUAUGCCGCCUCCUAUGCGGAUUGGCGGAAGAACAGUGGGCUGAGCGAGCAGUGGUCUCCUGCAGUCCUAUGCAAGCUUCUCAUGCCGUCCCUCUUGCAGGCUGUGCCCGGCAAGCCUACGGCGGUGCCCGAGUCCGAGGGCGUCGUUGAACCUACUACCCUCGUCCCUCUUCAAGAACCACAUACUGCUGGCGUCCCGGCGGAGGUCGAUGAUUCCUCUGCAAGCACGACUGUUUCGAGCCUCGAGGACUCCGAGGACGUGAACCUUGGCAAGUUUGUUUCCUGGAGGAAGGCCAGAGCUGCGGAGGGUGGUUCGGAGCCGUUUCGGCUCGAUGCAGACGAAGAGGCCCGCGGUAUGGCCCCAAACCCGACGGCAGCUGGCGAGCAGGCGGAGGAGCUGACGCCGGUGGACAGACUGGAGGAGGAGUCGACGCUAGCAGGCAGGUUGGAGGAGGGGCCCGCGCUACCGGAUGAGGAUCCGGAAGACGCCAGCGAGAGCAUCGAAGACUCAUCCGGAGAGACGGAAACGGAGGAAGAGCCGGACUCCAGCGAUCUGAGCGCCAUGGAUGAUUCUGAACAAUCCAAUGACGAUCCCAACCUGCACCGUGCCGUUGACCAGACGCGAGAGAAAGAGAAGCUGCCACGGUCUGUGAAUGCUGCUCUCGCUGGCAUGCGCUUAGAAACGGAGAGGAGGCGCCAACAAGAAGAAGCGUCGGGCUCUGAUCGGAUUCGCCAGUCUGCCGUGUCCGACUUCGACCCUGGUUCCGGGUCGGAUCACAAGGAGCAAGGCGCCGCUCAUGGGCUGUCCCAAGGCUUCACCGCUGUGCCGGAGCCGGAGAUCCGCUCGGAGCCUCUGACCGGGAAUGAGGUGUUCAAAAAGGACGAGUUCCGUGUUCUGCGAGUGCACGAAUUCGGCACCAAUUGCUUCCAUCAAGCUGGAAAGAACUUGAGCCGUUUUCGUGAAACUCCUGAAACGGGGCCCAGCACUCAGGCCGGGGAAGCCGCGGGCAGUGUAGAGGAACAUGGGAAAGGCGGUGAGGGGCGGUUCAGGCGCGAGGAGGUGAUUGAGAUUAUCGAGCGAUGGGCAGUGGUCGUCUUCAAGGAUUCAUAUGCCCUGGACUUAGAGCCAAGCAGCUUUGUCUGGUUAGAGAGUGGGGGGCAGACCAAGUUCAGCCUCCACCUAACAAUCAACCAGCUUCUGCCCCGCCAGUUGGUCUUCCCAUCGAAUUCCGAGAAUGGCGCAUCACACUUUGCCACACACCUCAAGCAGAGGCUACAACCCUGGCACCCCACUAUUGCCCCCCUCAUCGACUUGAACGUGUACUCAAAGGAUCGGGAGUGGCGCACACCGGGAAGCGCCAAGGUCGAGAAACCGAAGAGCGUCCUGAGAUUCCUGAAGCCUGCCCACACCUGGAGAGACGGGCUGGUGACUUGGCUGCAAUCUCUCGAGGCUUGCGAGGAGAUCAAACUGCCGUUCCAGCUGCCUAAAAAUAUGCAUCGGGGGUUCAGAACCCCUCAGCACAUGACCCGCGAGGGGACCGGGCGAACUCCACAGAAUGGGGCUUUCGUUAGAGCCCGCAUGCUGCAGUUGCUCAGAGAGCGGCUGCACCCCACUGCCUACGAGGAGGGCCCCGAUCGGUUCAACUACUUUGAUCGCUUAGAGCCUUGCUACACCGAUCGCAUCCACGAGAACCAUCAGAACCUCACCUGUCAUCUGACCCCAAAUAGCAAGAUAUAUGCCCUAUGUUUCUGCACCAACGUCGAAGGCGGGGGGUCAGAGUCACCCUGCCGGACCAAGGCCUUCUACCUCGGGGACCUGUUCGAGGACGACAUCACCUACGACUCUGGGGCCGUCUGUGUGGACAUGCAGUAUCUCCAGCGGGACCCCCAGGCAUCCAGCCCCGAGCUUCUGAGCGAAGUGGCCCGGGGUCAGGCGCAGGCCACAAAUGCUUUCAAGCUCAACACUGUGGCUAACGAGUGGCUUGCGGGGGCUUUUCAGCUGCUUGCCAUCCGCUCUGCGGUUAACACGGGCAAGACGGAGUUUUGCACCAAAGAUCUGAAGAAGCGCUUUCCGGGUGCUGCAAACUACCUCGAUCUGAAAGCAGACUACAACGACGAGUUGUUCCCUGAUCCCGACGACCCCAACGACUUCCAAACUGCGCUUCAAAACCGGGGCAAGUUCCCCUGGGUAGUAGUUCAGGUGGACAGCCUCCUCGGCUUGCGUCCGCACGGGAUCGGCGAGGUCGCCCCUUUCGACCUCGUCAUUCUGGACGAGGCCGCCAGCAUUCUGGCGCAUCUGUCUUCUGCGACCUUGCGGUGCGGCCUGGAAACCGGCGAGCUGUUCCUCGAGAUCGUGCAGAAGGCCAAGCGCGUCCUGGCGAUGGACGACGGCUACGGCCAACGCGAGCACGACUUCUUCCAGCUGGCAAGGGUACCAGGGAAGCUCGUAAUCAACAUGCGACGGGCUCAGGUGCCUCUCACGUUUCAGGUCGGUAAAGACGAAGUGCGAUGGCUGGAUCGUAUCGUUGACGAUUUGUCGGCCAAUAAGAACGUUGUUGUUGUCAGUAUGUCGGCCCGCAUCUUGGAUAGGAUUCGUGAUCGGGUUACGAGUCAGGGAGUCCAGGACACUCUGGGGCUCGACCCGGAUCGGAACAUCCUGAUUCAUAGAGCAAUGAGCGGGGGGGACAACGUUGAGCUCUACUCGAGAACGUAA